Rangifer tarandus platyrhynchus (Svalbard reindeer) is the source of this 261-nucleotide messenger RNA. NCBI's taxonomy places the organism in Eukaryota, Metazoa, Chordata, Mammalia, Artiodactyla, Cervidae. The record is from the annotation of a GenBank genome assembly.
AUGUUGGCCCCGCCGCCUUCUCGCGCCCCCGCCCCACUCCGCCCCGCGCACGUAAUUGACAGCUGCGGCCCGCGGCGCGCGUGCGCAGGCCGCCUGGGAUUGUUCGAUUGCGUAAUCGGUACCCGAAGGGCCCCGCCCGCCGCGCGCCUUGCAGCUCGAGAGAAACUGAGGCUCGGGCGGGAAUUGUUCUGGGUUCCGGCACUCGGAAGGGAUGGCCCUGCACCUUCCGUGCUGCUCGAAGCAAGUCACUGCCACGCCUGA